AGCAAGUUCGUGCCUCGCGGCAUCUCAUCUUACUACAGCAAAGGACGCGUUUUACUCUACGUAGUAAACUCACAUCCAGAAAGACAAUGUGUGGAGAUAUUUACCUAUCACAAGGACAAGAACGUUUUAUUCUACAGAAAAUCUGUCUGCGACGUUCGAUUUUCGAGGCAAACAAUCAUAUUCUGCUCCUCUAGCCAGAUUAUUAUCGUGUGCUAUAUAGAGAGCAUAUAUGACAUUGUUGUCGUUGGAGCAGAUCGAUUUUUUGUUACCAAUCUGGCUUACAUGGGCAAAGGAAAAUUACAGACUGCUGAGCUACUCAUGCAGAGCAGUUUUGGUGCAUUGUACUUUUUCGACGGUAGAAAUGUGAGUCUGCAUGAAUCCGGACUAUCGUCACCCUCAGCAUUAGCUGUAGAUCGACAAAGAAAACUAAUAUUUAUUGGCUCGCUAUUGAACGAGGUUUGACU
Messenger RNA from Strongylus vulgaris, 464 nucleotides. NCBI's taxonomy places the organism in Eukaryota, Metazoa, Nematoda, Chromadorea, Rhabditida, Strongylidae. The record is from the annotation of a GenBank genome assembly.